GAGAGGACCGACCAACACAACAGAAACCACCACAUCCAAUUCAGAGGAAAGAAAAGAAGAUGUCCAUGGCUGUGAGCAAGCAAUGGACCCGGGUGCGCACGCUUGGCCGCGGCGCGUCGGGCGCAGAGGUGUUCCUGGCGGCGGACGACGCGUCCGGCGAGCUGUUCGCGCUCAAGUCUGCGUGCCCGUCCGGCGCCGCGGCGCUGAGGAGGGAGCACAGGAUCAUGUCUGACCUGCGCUCCCCGCGCGUCGUGUCCUGCAUCGGCGGCCAAGCCGGGCGCGACGGGUCGUACCAGCUCUUCCUCGAGUUCGCCCCCGGCGGCUCUAUCGCCGACGAGGUGGCGAGGUCCGGCGGUAGCCUCGAUGAACCUACCGUCCGGGCGUACGCGGCGGACAUUGCCAGAGGCCUCGCGUACCUCCAUGGCGAGUCCAUGGUGCACGGAGAUGUCAAGGCGAGGAACGUCGUGAUAGGCGCCUACGGCCGCGCCAAGCUCGCGGAUUUCGGGUGCUCAAGGAAGGCUGGCUGUGGCCCGAUCAUCGGCGGCACGCCGGCGUUCAUGGCGCCGGAGGUAGCCCGCGGCGAGGAGCAAGGCCCGGCGUCCGACGUCUGGGCGCUCGGCUGCACGGUGGUCGAGAUGGCCACCGGCCGCGCGCCCUGGAGCGGUAUGGACGGCGACGCGCUCGCGGUGAUGCACCGGAUCGGGUACACGAAUGUCCUGCCCGAGGUGCCCCAAUGGCUAUCUGCGGAGGCCAAGGACUUCUUGGCCUGUUGCCUUAUGAGGGAAGCCGGUGACAGGUGCACGGCGGCGCAGCUGCUGGAGCAUCCGUUCUUGGCAUGCUCUGUUGUGUUCGACACGAAGCUGGAAGAAGAUGUCAAGGGCAAGUGGGUGUCCCCGAAGAGCACGCUGGACGCGGCAUUCUGGGAGUCGGAGUCGGACAGCGAGGACGAGCUGUCAUCGUCGCACAGCUCGGCGGAGAGGAUCAAGGUACUGUCCUGCCAAACCUCGUCUCUCCCUGACUGGGACUCGGACGAGGGCUGGAUCGACGUGCUCUCCGCAGCGACAACGGAAGCUCAAGUAGUCGAGGUUGCCGUGCCGGCCGUGGAGAUGACUGACCCGGACGACUCGAUCAUCAGCGCAGAAUCAUGCAUUGCCAUUGCAGAGUGCGGGGUUAGCAACCUUGCAUUGGAGUACAGAAGCCAUGGCGGCGCCCUCAACGCGGGAGAAUCGGAUCAUGGUUCAGUCGACGGCAGUAGGGAUCAUCAGUCUUCAGAAAUUUCAGUUAGCCACGAGCUAGCAUCAUGUAAAUUACGGUUUUGUAGCAGAAGCAUUACUAAUGAAGUAGAUUUCGUUCUCGCACAUGAUCAUGCUCUGUUUUCGCUGCUCCUCUGUGUCACACGCUUCUUCUCGUUCCCAUUGCGACACGUUCGACUAGCAAAUUCCGUGAAAAGACCGCGCCACGUCGUGGCUCCUAUCUGA
Lolium rigidum is the source of this 1478-nucleotide messenger RNA. RefSeq names its product mitogen-activated protein kinase kinase kinase 17-like. The coding region runs from base 60 to 1478 and encodes 472 amino acids. NCBI's taxonomy places the organism in Eukaryota, Viridiplantae, Streptophyta, Magnoliopsida, Poales, Poaceae. Gene Ontology annotation, molecular function: ATP binding; protein kinase activity. The transcript has a single exon. The record is from RefSeq and is a predicted model, not a curated record. Gene Ontology annotation, biological process: protein phosphorylation.